Molecule: messenger RNA, 881 nt
Organism: Cyanistes caeruleus (blue tit)
Lineage: Eukaryota; Metazoa; Chordata; Aves; Passeriformes; Paridae
Source: RefSeq, a predicted model, not a curated record
GCGCGGUCUUGCAGUGCUUAUACUUGGAAACAAGUAACACGCAUGGCAGUAAAAGCGAGUUUUGUUUUAAAGCCAAGGAGCACAUCCAGGAGAUGAAGAAAGAGCUCGAUUCGCUUCUGCAGACAGCGGAGAAGGCGUUUGCGGUGGAGCUGCUGACGAUGCCGGCUGCCGUCAGGAAGAUGAAAAGGAAAGAGGUUCUCGAUUUGCAGGGACGAGAGGAAGUGGUUCUUGCUGCUGCAAUGACUGACUGUUCUCUAGAAGAUAUGCCAAAUCCCAAACUGGUGAGGACCAACAGCAAAAAAGUUAAGGUAACCACAAUUGUUGAAUAUGAAGAUGCCAAGCACAGUUCUGCAAAGAAAGUAACUAAAAAAAUUUCCAAAACCAGGUCACUGGUUUCACUGGCCUCUGGUUUAAGUGGCAAACUGAACUCUCUUUCUAGUGCCACAAAUCUCAAAGCCACUCCAAAGGGAGCUAAAAGUGCUGGAUUACAACAGACUGUCUCAAGAACUUUACCUGCCAGUGGAAGAGUUCAAGGCAUGUUAAAAAGAAGUAAAUCUGUACCCCAACAUAAAAGUGUUCCAUUUGUCAACAUUCCCUUGGCUGAUGGACAGAAUCUGGGCAUGCAAGAAAGAUCUUUUAAUCUUCUCCGUAAUAUCGAUGUGCAGCUCCUAAAUCAGGAUACAGUACAGCACAUUCAUAACUUGGUGAGUGAGCUGACCGUACUGUGUGGAAAGGUAACACCUAAACCAAGUUAAUGGAACUGUCUUGAACACAGAACAUUCAUGACUGCUCUUGCCUGCUGCCUCCAAAGUGUUGAAAUUAUGUCUACAAUGUCUUAAUAAAGCUGUAUACUGCCCAGUAAAUGUUUUUAUAAGCUUUCA